UGCUGAAGGAUGCUGAAGCUCCUUAAUAUUGUUGCCCCAGCUUACUUUCUUUGUGGUGCUGCUGUGACAUUUGCACUCCAGCUUUUCCUCUUCAUCCCUGCAAUCUUUGGGUAUCCCUCUACAAGCAUCCCUCCUUUUACACUCUUCCACGGUGUGCUGUUUCUCUUCCUGGCCACCAAUACAAUGGGGAACUAUAUCCUAACCAUUCUGAACCCCUCAGAAUGUGUGCAAGACAGUACUUUUGACAAGAAGGCUACAGAUCAAGCAGAUGGAGUGGAUAACCAGCUAAUAAAAGCGACCCACUUUUGCAAGCUGUGCAGUAAGGUAAUCUGGAAACGUGACCAUCAUUGCUUAUUUACUGGCAACUGCAUCGGAAAGAGGAAUCUGCGGUAUUUCAUCAUGUUCUGUCUCUAUACCUCUCUCACCUGCCUGUACUCCCUCGUGUUGGGUGUUGCUUAUCUCACUCUGGAAUAUGCACUUUCCUUUGGGAGCCCACUAACUUUUCUUACACUGCUGCCUCUCGCUGUUGCUUAUUUCUUCUUAGGUGCCAUUCCGAACCUGGAGAUGUUCCUGAUCCUCAUGACUUAUGUUUGGUUUGGAAUUGGGCUAGCCUGUGCUGGUUUCAGUUGUCAACAAGUGCUACUUGCAUCCCAGGGACAAACGCGCUACCUAAUGAAAAAAGGACAUCCUGCACCAUAUCGCCACUGGAGAGAGAACCUAGCAGAAGUGUUUGGAACAAGAUGGAUACUGGGGAUUUUUCUUCCUGUGCCAACAGCAAAGCUAAACAGCCAUAGCAGUAAGAACAGCUGAAAACUAGUCCCCAUCUGCAGGCUGUGAUUGCUCACACUUUGCAUUCUAGUGGCAACAAAGCUGAUGCAGUUGAAGUUCUGAAUGCGGAUUAGCCCCGCAGGUUCUAGCUUAGGAUGCCCAUCUGCCAUGGAGCUAGUAAUUACAUUAGGAUAGAUUUUCUCACUGAAAUUCACAUCUCCAUCUUGGAAUAAAUACAGCUGAUGUUUGACUUAGGUAUAGUGAAAGACAAAUUCCUCCAUCCAUUUUAGAUGCUGAGCAAACAGUUAUGUGGUAGUUCUAAUGCCACAAAUCUGGGAUUUAUUGCUGGAUACCAGUCAGUGAAAGGAGGGGAUGGAGAAUGAUAUAUAUGAUUGGAAGCAAGGUGACAGUAUGCCAGACAAAUUAAAGGAAACAUUGUCUCCAUAUGGAGUGGCUGACAUCUAUGGAAACAAAAGGGAGUGUCCCAAACUAACAGUUAUGCAUAGCACAGCCAUUGCACCCCUCUGGAAUCAAGUCAUGCAAGGCAAGCAGGCAACAAGCUGAGCAAGCUUUACCUUACCUUACUUCAUGUGAAGGUGAGGAUAGUUUAACUACUGGUUCACCGACUGACAGCAGCACAAGGAAGAUUUCACUGAAAAGCUGCUUUCAGUGAAGAGUAACUAUUGCCGUUUCUCUAAUGCUGUGUGACCUUGGCGAUGGUAUAUAUAAGUUAGGGGAGGGGUGGCAGAGACACACACACACACACACACACACACACACACACACACACACA
This is a messenger RNA of Protopterus annectens (West African lungfish), 1561 nucleotides long. RefSeq names its product palmitoyltransferase ZDHHC22-like. Gene Ontology annotation, cellular component: Golgi apparatus. The record is from RefSeq and is a predicted model, not a curated record. Gene Ontology annotation, biological process: protein palmitoylation. NCBI's taxonomy places the organism in Eukaryota, Metazoa, Chordata, Ceratodontiformes, Protopteridae. Gene Ontology annotation, molecular function: palmitoyltransferase activity. The transcript is spliced from 2 exons. The coding region runs from base 10 to 810 and encodes 266 amino acids.